CCGCUGCAGACAGGGCAGAGCUGAAGAGCGCCAUUGCUGCCGUUGCCGCCAUUAUUUCCAUCUCUAAAGUUUAAACCUCAGUGGACAAUCAAUGGCAGCGUAACUAUUAACAACUAGUGUAUAAUGUUCACUCUCUCUCGCAAAUUCUUCUCAACUAAUUCCAUUUCCUAUCUGCCCAAACAGCUCUCUCAAUACAAACUUACGCCUACUUUCGUUCCUUUUUCUCAGCUUCAACAACAGCUGAGUCUCCUAGAGUCCCAACUCGUCUCCACCCUUGAUGCCUGCACCAACCUCGCUCAAAUCAAACAAGUCCACAAUCACAUUUUACGUACAGGCCUUGACCAGUGUUGCUAUGUCGUCACCAAACUCGUACGGACGCUCACCAACCUCAAUGUUCCCAUGGACCCAUACCCUCGCUCCAUAUUUGAUCAGGUCAAGUGUCCUAAUCCAUUUCUUUACUCUGCUGUCAUUCGGGGUUAUUCACUCCAAGGACCUUUAAGCGAAUCUAUUAAAUUGUAUGGUUUGAUGAGAACAGAAGGUGUUAGGCCUGUGUCAUUUACGUUUUCAGCUAUUCUUAAGGCGUGUAGUGCACUGUUGGAUGUAAGUUUGGGGAGGCAGAUGCAUGCACAGUCGAUUUUGAUUGGUGGGUUUUGCUCUGAUUUGUUCGUCGGGAAUACUUUGAUUGAUAUGUAUAUAAAAUGCGGGUUUUUGGAGUGCGGGCGUAAAGUGUUUGAUGAAAUGCCUGACAAGGAUGUGAUUUCUUGGACGGGGUUAAUUGUUGCUUAUGCAAAGAUUGGCGAUAUGGAAACUUCAAGGGAGUUGUUUGAUGGCUUGCCCGUGAAGGAUAUGAUGGCUUGGACAGCAAUGGUUACAGGUUUUGCACAAAAUGCUAGGCCGAGAGAGGCCAUAGAGUUUUUUGAGAGAAUGCAGAACGCUGGUGUUGGAACUGAUGAAGUAACUUUGAUUGGUGUUAUUUCGGCUUGUGCUCAAUUAGGUGCAGCUAAAUAUGCUGAUUGGAUUCGUGAUAUCGUUGAGAAACGUGGGUCUGCUGCUGGUCACAGUGUUGUCCUGGGAUCAGCUUUGAUCGAUAUGUACUCAAAGUGCGGAAAUGUCGAGGAUGCUUAUAAAGUUUUUGCCGGAAUGAAUGAUAGGAACGUGUUUUCAUAUAGCUCAAUGAUUAUGGGUUUUUCCGUGCAUGGUCGUGCGGAUGAUGCAAUUAAAUUGUUUAACGAAAUGGUUAAGACGGAGAUAAAACCAAACAAGGUUACCUUUAUUGGGGUUCUAACUGCGUGUGUUCAUAGAGGUAUGGUCGAUGAAGGUAUGAGCAUAUUUGAUUCUAUGGAGAAAUGUUAUGGUGUUAAACCAUCAGCUGAUCAUUAUACUUGCAUAGUGGAUCUGCUUGGACGAGCUGGGCGUUUAGAAGAGGCCCUAGAACUUGUUAAAACAAUGCCAAUUGAGCCCCAUGGAGGAGUGUGGGGAGCGCUGCUUGGAGCUUGUCGCAUCCAUGGCAAUCCUGACAUUGCUACAAUCGCAGCUAGCCAUUUGUUUGAGCUUGAACCCAAUGCCAUUGGAAAUUACAUCAUGCUUUCUAACAUAUAUGCAUCAGCUGGAAGGUGGCUUGAUGUUUCAUGGGCAAGGAAACUUAUGAGAAGGAAAGGUCUGAAGAAAAAUCCUGGAUGUAGCUGGAUUGAACCAAGGAAAGGAGUGAUUCAUGAGUUCUUUUCAGGGGAUAUGACCCAUCCAAUGUCUAGUGAGAUUAAGCAAGUGCUAAUGGAUCUUCUGGAUAGAUUGGAGGCUACAGGGUACCAACCAAAACUGAGUUCUGUUCCUUAUGAUGUGAGUGAUGAAGAAAAGAGACGUAUACUGAUUACUCAUAGUGAGAAAUUAGCUUUAGCAUUUGGGUUGAUCAGUAUGAAUCCUGGUUGCUCUAUAAGGAUUAUGAAGAACUUAAGAAUUUGUGAAGAUUGCCACUUAGUAAUGUGUGGUGCAUCUCAAAUCACGAAGAGAGACAUUGUUGUUAGGGAUAACAUGAGAUUUCAUCAUUUCUGUAAUGGGACAUGCUCUUGUGGUAAUUUCUGGUGACUGAAUGUGGGGUUUAAAUAUUCUUUGGGAUUGAAGAUUGGCCGUUAGAAUCCUUUCUUCACAUGGAUGGUCUGUUACAGAGGGAUCACUUGUGUAUUGUUGCAUAAACUUUCCUGCUAAAGAUUCCUUUCAUCAAUGCAAACAGUCAGAAUUCUGUUGCCCUAAUAAUUUUGCACUUGUUUCUACAAAUCUUCUGCUUGAUACUUCACGUGUAAGAGCUUCGGUCAUUUGUGGGAGACAUUUUGUUCUGGUAUGACUUAUCUCUUGCAGAUUUUGAGGCAUUGGUUUUCAAGCUUUGGCAUGGCAUACAAAUAAAUGGUGCAUAAAUAUUUGUUGGCGAGGGCAAAAAUAAGUGCACUUAUAUGUUUGUAUAUGGGCGACUAUACAUGCAACAAAUUUGGGGAAAAAAAAGGCAGUGGGGCACUUGCUUCUGUGCUCCUUCUGUAUGUGCUAGUGUGUCAGUUUAACAAUGACAUUUCUCAUUAUUUUGGCAUAUAGUACAGGCAUACAAAUUAUGUUUGUGAAUAUUCUACAGCUUGAUAUUUGGCACUUUGCAAUGGCAAUUCUGCAAGGAUAUCAGAUAUGAUUCAAGACAUCCUUCUUUAUGACCAUCCACCAUCUAUAUGAGGUGCCAGUGGAGGUGAUGUUCCGUUAGUAACUACCAUCUCUGGAGCAGUAAGCCACAGCAGCUGCCAAGGGCACGUCAGUUGUUCUGGAAUCUGUCAAAAUAAUGCAAUAUUCAGAAGUUUGAUUGUGAUGAAACAGCUCCUAGCUGCCAGUGCGUGCAACUGCUUAAAAAGGUUCCUCCUAACUGACAUAUGCAUGUCAAAAUCUUUCCCUAUGUUUGGCAUUAUCUGUUGGAUCUUGAAUAUUUAUUCUGUGCUCAAAAGUCUAAAUACUUAAAUAGAUAUUACCGAUAAUUUUAUGCA
This is a messenger RNA of Manihot esculenta (cassava), 3011 nucleotides long. RefSeq names its product pentatricopeptide repeat-containing protein At5g44230. NCBI's taxonomy places the organism in Eukaryota, Viridiplantae, Streptophyta, Magnoliopsida, Malpighiales, Euphorbiaceae. Gene Ontology annotation, molecular function: protein binding; RNA binding; zinc ion binding. The transcript has 2 exons. The coding region runs from base 124 to 2082 and encodes 652 amino acids. The record is from RefSeq and is a predicted model, not a curated record. Gene Ontology annotation, biological process: RNA modification.